UCCAAGACAAUGUCUGGAGAACUCCCUCCAAACAUCAACAUCCGAGAGCCUCGAUGGGAUCAAAGCACUUUCGUCGGGCGAGCCAAUCAUUUCUUCACUGUGACUGAUCCCAGGAAUAUCCUGUUAACCAACGAACAACUAGAGAAUGCAAGGAAAAUCGUGCACGACUACAGACAAGGAGUUGUUCCUCCUGGUCUUACAGAGAAUGAAUUAUGGAGAGCGAAGUACAUCUACGACUCAGCCUUUCAUCCCGACACUGGUGAAAAGAUGAUUCUGAUAGGAAGAAUGUCCGCUCAGGUUCCCAUGAACAUGACCAUCACAGGUUGUAUGAUGACAUUUUACAGGACCACGCCGGCGGUGCUUUUCUGGCAGUGGGUUAACCAGUCUUUCAACGCCGUGGUCAAUUACACCAACAGAAGUGGCGACGCUCCCCUCACCGUCAAUGAACUGGGAACAGCUUAUGUGUCAGCAACAACUGGUGCUGUGGUGACAGCUCUGGGACUCAAUGCGCUAACGAAGCACGUCUCACCACUCAUUGGCCGCUUUGUCCCCUUUGCUGCCGUAGCUGCUGCUAACUGCAUUAACAUCCCGUUAAUGAGGCAAAGGGAACUCAAAGUUGGCAUUCCGGUCACAGACGAGAAUGGGAACCGCUUGGGCGAGUCGGCACAGGCCGCAAGACAAGCCAUCACGCAGGUGGUCGUCUCCAGGAUCCUCAUGGCAGCCCCCGGCAUGGCCAUCCCUCCAUUUAUCAUGAACACGUUGGAAAAGAAAGCCUUUCUAAAGAGGUUCCCGUGGAUGAGCGCGCCUAUCCAGGUUGGAUUGGUUGGCUUCUGUUUGGUAUUUGCUACGCCUCUGUGUUGCGCCCUUUUUCCUCAGAAAAGUUCCAUGCCUGUGACAAGCUUGGAGGCUGAGUUGCAAGCCAAGAUCCGAGAGACCCACCCUGAAUUACGACGCGUGUACUUCAACAAGGGAUUGUAAAGUAGGGAAAGAGACCUCUACCCGCCAGCCUCAAACCCCGUGUAGCCUUGGUGAGGAAACUCCUGUUCUGCGUGGGUUCUCCCAGUCACGGAAACCUCUUAACGAUCCACAUUAGCCUUCUAGUCAGGCUGCUACGUCCAGAGCAGGUGCCCGACACCUGCUGGCUCCCUCACAUUGGAAUCAUGGUAUAAUUGACAGAAAUAGCCUUCCUGUGCUUUUAUAGUGAUUGUUUUUUCAAAGACAAUAUCCCAGCCCUCACCUAGAGUUUUAAAAAGCACUGCUAGGCCUAGAGUAGAUGUUCAGAACAUGCUCGAUAAAUAUUGAUGAUCAGUCAGUGAAAAGGAAAUCCGGUUAAAAUAUUGAAUUUUUAUCCCACUGUUAUUUCAAAUCAAGGAGCUCUCAGUAGUGAUUUGGGAAAACAAAAGCUCUAAGGCUAAACUAUAAAAAAAUGACUCAUAAAUAUUAAAGGUACUUUGCUUCCAGUUUGGGCAGUGGGCGACCCAAAGUAGAUGAUGAAUUUGGGGGAUCUGUAGUGGAUAAAAACUCCUUCAUAUACCUCCCGGAAGUCACAGUAACAGACGAGCGUGACGAGACAUCCCUGCUCUCAGCAACUCUGCCCUCGUGUUGCUGGUGGAUUUCUUUGGUUGACUUUUAAAUUUAUUCUGAUUCGCAUUCUUAGGAAGAUGUUAUACUUACUGACUUCACAUUCCAUUCUUGACAUCAAAUCAUCAAAUAAUUGAAAUGCACAAGUGUCAAGUUUUAGAAGUAUAUUCAAUACCGGUGCUGCACGAUUGGGUUGAAUCUGGUUCAUUUGGAUUUUUUUUUUUAGAAGGGAGGGCAUAGUUUCAACUACCUACACGUCUUUUCUCGACAUCCUUAUAGAUCUCUUUGGCUUUCGGAAAGAUACGGAAAGAACGUGUCUGUGAAUCAGUGACUAAAUGAAUUUUACUUGAAUGCUGUAUAUUCCAUUCCACCCUGUUUGACAAUUAGGAAACCAUGGACCACUGUUUACAUCAUCUGUAGUAGUUUCACAUUUAAUACAUUUAAUGUAACAGAUUAUGUUUCAAGUCUGUAGAUGUUCGAAGGCCUGUGCAAGGCGGUUGGGUGUAGACCACUCAGUUCCCUUGUAAUUUAGAGACUUGUAUGUGAAAAAAAAUUGUAGAAACAAGUUGUGGCAGAUGUUUUCCUGACAAUGUGACCAGACUGAAUUUCCUCAUAAAGACACAAUGGUGUGGCGUGUGUGUUUCUCUUUUCUCUGGAAGCACUGAUGGGGCUGAAGCUUUGGGCCACUCCGAGCCUUCCUUUAUGCCACCAAAACUUUCCCGCUUAGAUUUUUCUGUCUUAAACCAUCUGAAGCAAAAUAACUUCCCCAUGACGCAUUCUGGCCUCGGAUGUGUUUUGUUGCCAUAGACACUUCUCUUUAAAAAGUGAUAAGAGCCUGAAAUUCGAGACAGAUCUCCAAGGGGUGUUUGAAAGGUGCUUUUAACAAGGAAACCAGAGCACUUGGGGCUCACCCCACCCCCAAGAAUCUCAGAAUUCUCACCCCGGUUCCUUGGUAGCCCCAUUUCAGAAUCUUCACCUUCGCCGAAAAAUUAAUGACUGGGUUGGAAGACUGACGAACUAACAAAUUUUUAGACACCAGGAAGCUAUGACCAAAGCAUCGUAUAAAAGGGGCAGUGAACAUGGAGAUGUGUCUUUUGAAACAUUAUUUGUGGAAGCUUCCAACUCUUGAUGCUUUUAUGUAGAAAUUUUCACUGUAUGAUUUAAUCAUGGCUGAUAAAAAGGAACAAAUGAACCAAUCUUUGCUGAUCUCUUAGAAAUACCUUUUCUAGAGAAAAGUUCACAUGAAGUGCAAUAAGCUUGUAAAAGUACAUCGUUAUUCAUAGUUCUACUGACUGAUGUAAUGAAUUGUGACCGCGUAUUUACUAACUGGCAGUUUUGUUUUCAGUAUUAGCUCCAUCUUGCCAGCGUUGGAAUCAAUGUACUAUUUCAGUUCACCUGGAUGAAAUGUUAAAUAAACUCAGAAUGAAAAUGAA
Hipposideros armiger (great roundleaf bat) is the source of this 3014-nucleotide messenger RNA. RefSeq names its product sideroflexin 1 (gene SFXN1). Gene Ontology annotation, cellular component: mitochondrial inner membrane. The transcript has 10 exons. Gene Ontology annotation, molecular function: monoatomic ion transmembrane transporter activity. The record is from RefSeq and is a predicted model, not a curated record. Bases 10 to 978 code for a protein of 322 amino acids. Lineage: Eukaryota; Metazoa; Chordata; Mammalia; Chiroptera; Hipposideridae. Gene Ontology annotation, biological process: serine import into mitochondrion; monoatomic ion transport.